This is a messenger RNA of Prosopis cineraria, 441 nucleotides long. Its product is annotated as geraniol 8-hydroxylase-like. The record is from RefSeq and is a predicted model, not a curated record. Gene Ontology annotation, molecular function: oxidoreductase activity, acting on paired donors, with incorporation or reduction of molecular oxygen; iron ion binding; monooxygenase activity. NCBI's taxonomy places the organism in Eukaryota, Viridiplantae, Streptophyta, Magnoliopsida, Fabales, Fabaceae. The transcript has a single exon. The coding region runs from base 1 to 441 and encodes 146 amino acids.
AUGACAAACAUAGUUAUUUCCUCUCCAGACAUGGCCAUAGAAGCGCUUCAUAAACACGACUUAUCUUUUUCAGGUCGAACAGUCCCUUACAUACUUCAAACAUUUGACCACCACAUACUCUCUGUUGUGUAUUUGGAUCCUUCAGUUCAUUUGACCACCAAAAUAUUCUCGUCUUCCCGGCUUGAUUCCACCCAAAAUUUGCGUUUAAAGAAGUUACAGGAAAUGCUAGAGCAUGUGAAUGAAUGUUGCAGAAAAGGUGAAGCUUUGGAUAUCAGUGAAGUUACCUUUACGACAAGUCUUAAUUCCAUAACUAGCACUCUUUUCUCCGUUGACCUCGCUGGUUUUGCUUCUGAUUCAUCUCGAGAGUUUAGAGAUACUGUAUUGGGUAUACUGGAAGAAGCUGGGAAACCUAAUAUUGCAGAUUUUUUCCCUGUUAUGUGA